Messenger RNA from Xiphophorus couchianus (Monterrey platyfish), 3880 nucleotides. Its product is annotated as F-box only protein 41. Bases 249 to 2663 code for a protein of 804 amino acids. Gene Ontology annotation, molecular function: protein binding. The transcript has 17 exons. The record is from RefSeq and is a predicted model, not a curated record. Lineage: Eukaryota; Metazoa; Chordata; Actinopteri; Cyprinodontiformes; Poeciliidae.
UCAUCAGGAGCACGCGGCGGCUGCUCGCUGUGACGGUGCGCGCGGGGCGGUGGUGCAUCCGGUUCUGUUUUGAUCCAUCCUGCAGCUCCGAGAGCCGCUGCCGGUACCGGACGGUCCGAAAAGCCCAAACGACCAAGAGCAGGAAACCAUGGCAACGGGUUCGGUAGAAAAGGAGGCGAGGAGGGAGUGACGCAGCGACGGACCAGCAGCUGAUCAAUAAUCAGAGGUCCCGCUGCUCCUCGGUGAUCAUGUCUUCCUCCUCCUCCUCCUCUUCCUCGCCGCUGCCCUACUUCUGCCCCCGCUGCGGCGACCGGAGCCGCUUCCCGUCCGUGGCUGAGCUCCAGGCUCACCUGGUCAGCAGACACACCUACGAGACCCUGCUGGUGCUGUCGCAGGCCCGGCUCAGGCGUUCUGGACCUGCUCUCCUGCCUCUUCCUGGACCAGCAGCGACCCAGAGCGAAGCGUCUCCUCUGAACAUGGAGGCCCAGGGUUUCCCCCUGCCGCUGGCCUGCCUGGACCUCGCCUCCUCCUCGGCCUCCGUCCAGCUGCUCCGGGGAAUCUUCGGCCCACCGGACCGGGCCCGGUCCGGGCAGGAGCCCUGCACCGCUCUGGCCCGGCCCGGCUCUCUGGUUCCGGAGGCUUCUGGCGUCCUGGACCUCAGGCUGACGGUGGACAUCGGCCUGGAGGAGCGGCUGGGACUUGGACUGGACCGGAAAAUCGCCCGGACGUUUGCAGAGGUGGAGGAGAAGGUGAACCGGCGCGUCGGGCGGCUGAGGGCGGAGCUACAGAGGAGGGAGGCGGAGCUUGAGAGGAAGAGGAGAGAGAGGGAGAAACUGUGGAGGGAGAAGAAGGAGGUGGAGGAGAAGGCGGCGUACCUGUCCAGACAGGUUUCGGUCGCCAUGGAGAUGAUGGAGCGUCUGAAGACCAACCUGGCAGAGAAAGAGACAGAGCUGAGUGAGCGACAGCAGGAGAUGGCGGACAUCGAGCUGUUUCUGAGACGGACGGCAGAAAAAGAAGCCGAGGCCAAAUCCAGACUGCAGGUUUUCAUCGAGACGCUGCUGGAGCGAGCGGACCGAGCAGAACGGCAGCUGCUGCUGCUCAGCGACAACCACGUCACACACAACAGGUUCCAGUACGGCGAGCCGUACUCACCCUCAGAGCUCUACUCACCUGAACCCGGACGGGCCGGACGCAGCCUGGACGGCAGCGCCGAUGACAUCAUCAUCAUGCAGGAAAGCCUCGGCAACAGGAGAAGCUACAGCGUCUCCAGUUCCUACAGACUGGGAGAGCCGGCACACAACCAGUAUCAUUACAGUGGCCUGAGUGAUCAGAUGCGGACCUUGUCUCUGGGCUCAGGGGGCUGGGACUGUGAGGGAGGACUGGUCCACUUCCACCCGUCUCACUGCGCCGCACACUGGACUCCACCGGGCAGAGAGGGAUUCAGGCGGAGGGACAGAGUCUGGGUCAGUGAGGAAGGAUGGGGAAGAACCUGGAGCAAAAGAAACAUUCGUCACCAUAGCACUGAGGAAGAGGAGGAGGAGGAAGAGGAGGAAGGCCUGUGGAGCAGCGCUGAGAUGAGGCGCCUCGUUCUGGCCAGGAAGUACACACCUGGAUCAGACACGCCCUCCUCCAUUGGCUCCACCCCCUCCCGUUGUCAUGCCAACAGGAUGCCGGAGGCGGACACCCUGAAGAUGAGGGCGGGGCUCUCCUGCGUCUUCCCGUAUCUGGAUGUUCGCUCGCUGCUGCUGGCGGCUGAGGUGUGCUGUGAUUGGCGGUUUGUUGCUAGGCACCCAGCGGUCUGGACUCGCCUCCGACUGGAGAACGCUCGAGUGUCGGCCGAGUUCUUGCAGACUCUUUCUCAGUGGUGUACUCAAACUCAGUCUGUCAUCCUCAACAACCUGAAGCCGCGAAGCCGCCGGCCUGACGAGACGCGAGAGGAUUAUCACAAAAACACUCGGGGCAGCGUGGAGCCGGGCGUGGAGGCGCUGCUGCGGUCAGCAGGGGGCAGUCUGCUCCACCUCUCCGUCUCCCAGUGUCCCCACAUCCUCACCGACAGGACGCUGUGGAUGGCCAGCUGUUACUGCAGGAACAUGCAGACGCUCACGUACAGGAGCUCCUCAGAUCCGGUCGGUCAGGAGGUUCUGUGGGCUCUGGGCGCUGGCUGCAGGAACAUCAGCAGCCUGCAGGUCGCGCCGGCGCAUCCCAGCCAACAGCCGACUCGGUUCGGAAACCGGUGCUUGCAGACGAUUGGUCGAUGUUGGCCACACCUCCGUUGUCUCAGUGUGGGCGGAGCUGGCUGCAACACUCAGGGAUUGGUUACUGUUGUGCGCAGCUGCACUCACCUGCAGGUGCUGGAGUUGGAGCGCAUUCCCGACCUGAGCCUUCAGGUGGCGACAGAGCUCUGCAGAGCUGGACUGAAGAGUCUGCAGAUGCUGAUCCUGACCCACACGCCGGUCAGCGGCCAGGCCAUCCUGCACUUCCACGGUGUGUGCAGCAGCAUCAGGUCCAUCGUGGUGGACGUUUCUGUGUCGGACUACUUUGAGGAGCCAGAUACUCAGGAAGCAAAGCACCUGUUUGGAGAGAUUCUCAGUACCCUGAAGGUUCUUCAGACCCGACCCGGCCUUUGUGACGCCCUUCAGGUCCGAGCUGAAGGAUUCUCCUGACCUCAGCAGCAGUCACACGUUUCUGCUUCCAGGAUCCGACCUGACGGUCCUUACCUCCACGUCUGCGUCUAACCAUGCAGAAAAGGGCAAAUUUAUCUCAUUUACAGCCAGAUCUCAUCAAAAAUCUACUUCUUACUGUGUUUGAUAAAAGAAUAUAUUUAUAUUUCUUUCACCUAUAAUGUCAUCUAAAACAAUAUUUGUUUCCUGAACAUAUUUUCAUCAGGCUGGAUGGAAUCAUGGAACAGCGUCAACAGGUUCAUUUUAUGGCAGCUCAGUUUAAUGAACUGAUGGAAAACCGCAAGAAAAUUUAACUUUUUAGCUUCCAAAGUAUGAAAAAAUAUAUAAAAGAUGUAAAUCCACACCAAAUGUAGAUCCACAAGAGAGACAGACAGAGGUACGAAUAACUUACAUGCAGCUUUAAGUAACUUAGUUGCACAAUUUUAAUUUAAACUACCCAAAUUUAAGACUUAAGUGCACAAUUAUAGUUUUUUUACUAAAACAGCAGGACACAGAAUCAAAAAUACACAGCAGAUAUUUUAAAAGUAGCAUUUCCUGAAUACAGGGUUUUAUUUUAAACAGGAUUAACUUCUUAUUUCCUUUUUAUGACCAACAGUUUCUAAAUACUUGAUGAAAUUCAGAGGAUUUGUUUUAGGAAGUUUUGAUCCUGAGGAAAGCUUCCAGUUUCCUCCUUCCAGAUGCAUGAUGGGUAAAAUCCCACAGAGGAUCGUAGCGUCGUAGUUAUGGUAGUUAUGGUAGUUAUGGUAGUUAUUAAUCCACUGGAUUUUCCCUUUUCUUCCACACUGAAGCCCUUUUAGCACAUCUGAACUGAAUUAGCUUAGCAUCACCUAAUUUAUGCAAACCUUUUUUGUUUUUACUCUAUUUUUAUAUAUUAACUCUGAAAGCACAACUUUCUCCUUUAACAUCUUUUAUAUUAAUACUUUUACCUUAUAAAACUGAAAACCUGUGUAAACCUGAAAGCCAUGAUCCUUGUUAGAGAGAGAAAAUCCUUCAUCUUGUUUCCUGUAGGUUAAUUAAAAUUUUACCUCAAUAAAGAAACACAGAAGCACAAAAAUAUCUUUUGCACAAAGUGAAGCGUGUCGAGUUUUGCACCAAAGACGGUGAUGCAUGAAUCAAUCAGAGUUGAUGGGAAAACUGGUUUGACGUCCUGAAGAUGAUUUUAUGUGAGAUUUUACCAUCAAUAAAUUUGUUUCUCAUCA